Besnoitia besnoiti is the source of this 2988-nucleotide messenger RNA. RefSeq names its product polynucleotide adenylyltransferase. NCBI's taxonomy places the organism in Eukaryota, Apicomplexa, Conoidasida, Eucoccidiorida, Sarcocystidae. Gene Ontology annotation, biological process: RNA 3'-end processing. Gene Ontology annotation, molecular function: nucleotidyltransferase activity. The coding region runs from base 1 to 2988 and encodes 995 amino acids. The transcript has a single exon. The record is from RefSeq and is a predicted model, not a curated record.
AUGGCGAGGAGCGAGCCGUUUCAUCCCUCGUUUCUGUGCGCCUGUAGAGUGGCGCGCAGACGGGGGACUCAGACGCGUGUCUUUUCUUCACCCGCGUCCUCCGCGGCCUCGGCGUUCCGGACCGAAUGGGCAACGUUGUCAUCCUCGGCGAAUGAAUCCGAGCCUCCUCCUCCCACGGGGUGUUUGCCCUCUGCUCGACACCGUCGGUGCGGCUUCCCGAGGGCGUAUCCAUCCGCCCUUUUCUCAGUUUUCUCACUUCGUCUCUCGCCGUUCCCCUCUGCGACUCGCCACUUCCAUUCUUCUUGCUCUUCUCCUUGCGCGGGCUUGACGGCAUGGGUGAAGCCCCGCGGGCAAAGUCCGUCUUCUCCUUCUUCUUCCUAUCCGCUGGUGUGUUUGCGCCCCGAGGAUGCUUUGACGCUCUGCGCCGCAUCUCGGUGUCAUUCGUGGACGACUCGUUUCUCUCAGGCUAGUCUCUCCGGCGUGCUUCGUCCCCAACUGGAGUGCCCCACGAGCUCUCCGCGGAGAGGCCAAGUUGCUUCCUCGUCGACGGCCUUUGAGUCGCUUUUGGCGGCCGUCGUAAGUGGGAAUUUGUCGUCACCUUCGUCUCCUGGCGGAACGUUCCGUUUCUCGUCAACGCCAUCCGUCUUCGAUGUGGGUCCGCCGCCUGCGGCGCGUCGUCAUGCGUUCUUCGGCCGUCGCGCCUCCCACUUCCGCCCGUCCUCUCGUUCUUUGUCGCCCGCUUCAGUCUUUGACUCAAGGGCGGCCCUCGACGACGGCGACAGCAGCAGCGACGACGAACGCGCAGCGGCGUCAGCGCUGUAUGGCGCCCUUGGUCACCCCGCGGGCCCUAGCAGGAAGAACGCCGGCGACGAGGCGCGUGACGACGCAUUCCGUCUCAGACCUGGCACUGCGAUGGAGACAGGCGAGAACCACUCUAGUAGUUGGUAUGAGGGAAGACGCGCGCAGCCCAGCGAAAAAGAUAGGAUGAGAAAAGCUGUCGGCGAUACUGCGGUGCGGCGUAUGCUGGAGAAGGAAGAUCUUGUGCGUGAAGGGGUUAUGAUGAGGAGACGCAGUGAAGGCCCAGAGCGAAGCCAAGGGCAGGGACGAAGAGAGACCGACGACGCCCACGACGAAAAUAUCGCGCCUCUCCUCGGUGCCUUUGCGGCGAUACAGCAGAGGCCGCGGAAGAAAGGACGUGGGGACCGCAGGUCAGACGCUGGCGAAAAUCUUGACUCACACCCUCUGCCACGGAACGCAGUCAUGCCCGAAACCGGGCCUCUGGGCUCCCACCCGUCGUCAGGCCACUGUCCGUUUUCGGAUGGCGCCUCACGCCCGUUAUCAUCGGGUCGUGAGGCGGAGACAGAGUGGCAGGCAAGUGACGAUACGUCCGCGGCCGCUUCGCAUACGUCAGGGAGCCGUUCUUCGUCCUCAUUCUCUCCGGCGGCGCAGCCCUCGCCGGGCCGGCGCGCUUCUGUGGAGGCGUCGGCUUCCGCACUGGGGUCGCGGUUUGACGUGUUUGUGGCUCCGUCCGUCUUUGAGGCUCUGACGAGCGAGAUGUGUCGGCUGGAAGCUCUUAUGUUGCCAGGGACCGAAGAUCAGGCGGGCAUGCAGCGGUUUCUGUCGCAGCUCCAAGAUCUGCUGAACGGCGUCCUCGACGCGUGUGUCGUGACGCCUUUCGGAUCCGCUGUUAACGGACUGUGGACUCCCCAGAGCGACUUGGACGUUUGCGUGCAGGUUCGCGAUGCGUCGACGCGCGCGGGUCAGAUCAAGGUGUUGCGGCAGAUUGCUCAUGCUCUGCAGCCUGUCUUAACUCACCUUAUCGAGCCUCGCUUCCAAGCGCGAGUCCCUAUCAUUCACUGGACCCCCAGAUUCUCACACACUUUCAAAGGCGUGGGCGCGCUGUCUGGCCGGUCUUACCGCCAUCCAGUCUUUCGUUCCCUGCUUGGAACGACGUGCGACGACCGCCGAGACAAACUGGCAGACGGUGGUGACGUUGCCGCGGGCGGUGGCCGAGGACGGGCUCCGUCCAGGGACUGUGAAAGGGAAAGGAAUUCACAGAUGGUGUCCUGCGAUAUAAGCGUGAACAAUUUACUAGCUGUUGUCAACAGCAAGCUUCUGGGGGCAUAUGUAGGAAUUGAACCCAGACUCCGAACGCUAGGAUACGCUGUCAAACUGUGGGCAAAAGGAAGAAAUAUAAACGACCGAUCUCGAGGGACUGUUUCGUCUUUCUCCCUCGUGCUCAUGCUGAUCCAUUUUCUUCAAAACAAUGUCCAACCCUGUGUGCUGCCUUCUUUACAAGAUAUGGCCAUACGCCAGCGCCUUCCCCCGGUGUAUAUUGGUGGCGUCGACUGUAGGUACACUGCUGAUCCUGAGGCAGUGAAAAAGGAAUUGGAGUUUCUACGUGGCGGUGCACCGCCCAAUACAGAGACCGUUGGGGAGCUUCUCCUGCAGUUCUUUCGGUACUUUGGCUACGAGUAUAGAGGCGGGGUUAUUGCCAUCCGUGAUAUUUCGCAAUUUGCUCUCUCGCCUAGUCAACCAAACAUCGACAGGUGGGGUGCCGACCUUGCGAACUACAGGGCUGCUUCGUUAUUCCGAGAUAGAAGGUCAAAUGCAGCUUCGACAAGGCGAGCGUUGCUGCCCCAGAGGCUACAUGGCCGCGGCGGAGAUGGUGUUGAGGAUGACGAAGCAACUGGCAUUGCGUCGUUUGCAUCUGAUUUUGCUGGAAGUGGCAAGGGUGGGACGGUAGGCGAUGGUGAUAUUUUCGAUUCACCAUCAGCUUCGCUUAGAGAUGCAGAUCUUCAUAGCACUGGGGGUGACUACCUCGUUGUUGACAAUCCUUUCGAAGUCGGGAAGGAUGUCUGCAAUGUCUUGCCAUGUCAGUACCAAAGGAUCCGCCACGAGUUCAAGCGCGCAUUUCGCAUGCUCGCGGAUGGGGCUUCGUUUCGGCAGGUUGCCGCGCCCGAUGGGAGAACCACUGUGCGGUUGUGA